Morus notabilis is the source of this 603-nucleotide messenger RNA. RefSeq lists its product as uncharacterized. Gene Ontology annotation, biological process: DNA integration. Bases 1 to 603 code for a protein of 200 amino acids. Gene Ontology annotation, molecular function: nucleic acid binding. The transcript is spliced from 2 exons. The record is from RefSeq and is a predicted model, not a curated record. NCBI's taxonomy places the organism in Eukaryota, Viridiplantae, Streptophyta, Magnoliopsida, Rosales, Moraceae.
AUGGCCAUCAUCAACGAUGAAGGUACCCAUUUUGGUAGCAAGCAAUUGAAGAACCUCUUGAGUAGAUAUGGAGUGAAGCAUAAGAUUGCUACAGCAUACCACCCACAAACCAGUGGGCAAGUAGAAAACUCAAACAGGGAGAUAAAGGGGAUCUUGGAGAAGGUGGUCAACCCGAAUCGGAAAGAUUGGUUGCUGAGGUUGGAAGAUGCUCUAUGGGCAUACAGAACAGCAUUCAAAAUGCCACUAGGAAUGUCUCCAUUCCGAUUAGUCUUUGGGAAGGCAUGUCACCUAGCGGUGGAAUUGGAACACAAGGCGUACUGGGUAGUGAAACAGUUGAACAUGGACCUCCAACUAGCAGGAGAGAAGCGUUUAUUGCAGUUGAAUGAACUGGAGGAAUUCCGACUGUUUAAGCUAUUUCCAGGGAAACUGAAGUCUAGAUGGUCAGGUCCCUUUGUGGUAAAUCAAGUCUACCCACAUGGAGCAGUGGAGAUUGCGGCAGCAAACUCUGGGAGAGCCAUUAAAGUGAACGGCCAGCGACUCAAACACUACUGGGGUGAUGAGAUUAAUCACCAGAAAAUCUCAAUUUCACUUCAAGAUGCAUAA